This is a messenger RNA of Scophthalmus maximus (turbot), 6951 nucleotides long. It is a transcript of the gene phlpp1, whose product is annotated as PH domain and leucine rich repeat protein phosphatase 1. The coding region runs from base 287 to 5629 and encodes 1780 amino acids. Gene Ontology annotation, molecular function: protein binding. The record is from RefSeq and is a predicted model, not a curated record. The transcript has 17 exons. Lineage: Eukaryota; Metazoa; Chordata; Actinopteri; Pleuronectiformes; Scophthalmidae.
UCCGCCCCGAGCCGUCCCCACACGCCCUGCCUCCUCUCCCAGCGAAUUUAAUCGGUGAAAUGUUUUUUGUAUUUUCGUCGCGGAGCAGCGGAGGAGACUCCGGCGAGAAAAAAAGGGGGAAGGCAAGAAGUGAAUGACUACUAGUGGGAUAAGUCGGCAACGCCGCCCAGUUGGCGGACAUUUAUCAAGGUGGGCACGACACUCGGGCUUUUAAAUGUAGCAGCUGGAGGAGAAACCAAGUGCGCACCGUUAUUUAUUCAGAGCGGCGGACUUUUCAUUGGCAGCGAUGGAAAGUGUGCAGGCUGUUGCUGAGGACGGCGCGUCGGAUGGAGGCGCGACGAAGUUAAUGAAGAAGCCCAGCGGACUGUCUGUCGCCCGGGGGACUCCGGCGGAUGAUGGCGGUGGACGCUUGGCAGCCUCCCGCGCAGAGGCGAAGAACGGGACCAGCCUCUCUCAUUCCGCCACCACGGCGGCGUCGAGUGCGUCGAGCCGAGCCGCGUCUGCGCCUAAUGGCCGGGGCUCGUCCAGCAACUCCGGCUCGCUUCUGUUGAGACGGCGGCGCUUGAAGAGGAACCUCUCCGCCGCCGCCGCGGCCACCGCCGCCGCCUCGGCUGUCACCGCCGCCUGCGGCUCCAAGAUGAGCUCGGCCCUGUCCUCCGCGUCUCUGCACACCCGGAGUCUGGACAGGAAGACCCUGCUGAAGCACCGGCAGAACAUGCAGCUGCAGCCCGCCGACCGCGAGUGGGUGAGGGCAGAUCUCCACCGGGGCUCCGUGCACGUCCACGACAGACGGACGCCGUCGUAUCCCAGACCGGUCCUUUGCACUAUGGACACCACGGCCGGCGAGGUGGCGCUCCGGCUGAGCAAACUCUGCGGCAAGUCGAGCUCCGUCAUGCGCAUUUUCUGCAAAGACAGCCCCAAGACUGACCAAAAUGGCAACUGCAACGGGAAGUACGACUACGGCGAAAACCCGUGCAAGGCGAUGGAAGACUCGAGCAUGAACUGCGACCACCUCGCUCCCCUGGAGUCCACACACCUGAGGGGUCACCCGCGCGACAGGCUGAGGCUGCUGCUCAUGGAGGACGCAGGCGAGCGGCAAAAGCAACAGGACGUCGAUGGGAAACUUUUCACCCCCGAGUCGGAGUCGCAGGACAUCAUCACCUGCUCCCUGUCCGAUUUAAACUCCAACUCCAACAUGGAUACCCCCAACGAUGAUGAUGAUGACGACGACGACGACGACGACUCGGAGCACAGGAACGGAGUGGACUGCUACGGGCUGAACUCCGGCUCCGACGUGGAGAGCAGCGCGUUCGAUGACCUGAGCUCCGGGGCGAGGCUCAGCGAGCACAGGGACUCCCUCAGCGACGACAUGAUCCUGGGCACGGAGGCGUCCAUCCUCAGCCCCGCGUUCGACAGCGCCACGGAGGGCCACGACACGUACGGCAGCUCCUCGGACGAGCUGGAGCUCGACGGCCCCGCGUCCGGCGCGAGCAUGGGCCCCGGGUCCCAGCACCGCGCCGGGGGCCUCCCCGCUGCCGGCUACAAGCAGUGCGGCGUGGGGCUUUUAAACGACAACGCGGGCCCAGGGAGCAGAGUGAGCCCACACAGCCUGGGCAGCCUGCCAACCAGCAGCAGUGCCGACUCAUUGUCGAGAGCCUGUUCUACAGGUAAUACACCUGACAUCCAAGACCCGGACUGUGGCCCGGGUGCCGCCACGCCAGAGGCGCGCAAUGGGAACUCCUGCCCCACGCUGUAUGUGCAGCUGCACGGCGAGGCUGUCAGGAGGCUCAGCCCAGAUGAGAGGCCCCUGCAGCUCCAGAACGACUUUCUGUUUAAGCUCGGAUUUAAGGACCCUUGGAGAGUUCAAGAGGAAGGGCUUAACACGGAGAUUGGCUCCUUGUUACGUUUUUACGCAGGAAAACCCCAAAGCAUUGAGAACUCAGAGCGGGUGCAGCUGUCGGGGACAUACAACGUUCGCAAAGGGAAGCUUCAGCUACCGGUCAACCGAUGGACCAGGCGGCAGGUCAUCCUCUGCGGCACAUGCCUCAUCGUCUCCUCAGUGAAGGAGAGCCAGACAGGGAAGAUGCACAUCCUGCCGCUCAUUGGAGGAAAAGUGGAGGAGGUGAAGAAGCACAAUCACUGUUUGGCCUUCAGCUCGGCGGGGCCUCAGAGUCAAACCUACUACGUCAGCUUUGACAGCUUCACGGAGCACCUGCGCUGGCACAGACAUGCUGCCAAGAUGGUGUCCCAGAGAAUAAACUCGGUAGACCUGUCUUGCUGCAGCCUGGAGCAACUCCCUACCAAUCUCUUCUACAGCCACGACCUUACCCACCUCAACCUCAAACACAACUUCCUGCCUGCAGACCAGCGGCUUCAGCAGCUGCAGAGGUUUUCCCGUCUGCGAAGCCUCAACCUGUCCAACAACCACCUCGGUCAGUUUCCACUCGCCAUCUGCGACAUCUCCACCCUGACGGAGGUCAACAUCAGCUGUAACUACCUGGCCUCUGUCCCCAGCUCCGUGGGAGCUAUGACCAAUUUGCAGACGUUCCUCUUGGAUGGCAACAGUCUCGAUGAGCUGCCCAGUGAGCUGGGUUCCCUCCAGAGGCUGAGCUACUUAGGCCUUUCCUUCAACCAGUUCGACCACGUCCCCCAGGUGCUGGAGCGCUUGGCCUCCAUGGAGAAGCUGUGCAUGGCGGGCAACAACCUAGAAACACUCACCCUGCAGAAUUUCAGACUGCUCCGAGUCAAACACAUCGAUUUAAGGCUGAAUAAAAUCUCCAGCAUGGUGCCGGAUGAGCCUGACCUGCUGAGGCACGUGACCCAGCUGGACGUGAGGGAUAACAGGCUGACGGACCUGGACGCCUCAGUCUUCCCUAGACUGGAGGUACUUCACUGCGAGAGAAACCGCAUCGCCAGCCUCAAGGCCAAGGGCUGCUUGCUCAAAGGCAUCUACGCAUCCAACAACGAGCUACGACAACUAGAUGUCAGUCCUGUGCCCUCCAAUCUUAGUUGCAUGGAUAUCUCGAGGAACCAUAUGGAGUCCUUGCCAGACUGGCUGUGUGAAGCGAAGAAACUGGAAGUUCUGGACGUGAGCCACAACCUCAUCACCGAGCUCCCGGCGCGGUUGUUAUGCAGCAACAGUCUUAGGAAGCUGAGUACAGGACAUAACCAGUUGCAGAAGCUGCCUGAAAGAGUGGAGCGCCCUCUGCUGGAGGUUUUGGACGUACAGCACAAUCAGCUGGUGGAGCUGCCUUGCAACCUGUUCCUCAAAUCUGACAGCUUACGAUGCCUAAACGCAUCAGCCAACAAGCUGGAGCACCUGCCACCUUCGAGCCUGUCAGAGGAAAGUCACAGCAUCCUGCAGGAGCUCUACCUCACCAACAACCGGCUGACGGACAAGUGUGUCCCCAUGCUCACUGGCCACUCACACCUCCGAGUUCUGCACAUGGCCUACAACCACCUCCAGACGUUCCCCGCCAGUAAAAUGGCCAAGUUGGAGGAGCUGGAGGAGGUGGACCUGAGCGGAAACAUGCUGAAGUCUGUGCCCACCACCAUCAUGAACUGCCGGCGCAUGCACACGCUCAUCGCCCAUUCCAACACCGUCGAGGUCUUCCCCGAGGUCAUGCAGCUGAUGGAUAUGAAAUGCGUGGACCUGAGCUGCAAUGAGCUGAGCGAGAUCACUCUUCCAGAGAACUUGCCUCCCAAGCUUCAGGAGCUGGACCUGACCGGGAACCCUCGCCUCAAUCUCGACCACAAGACCCUCGAGCAGCUCAAUAACAUCCGCUGCUUCCGUAUUGAUCCGCCUCCGACCUUUUCGUCGAACGAGGCAUCUGGUGGGCCUGCUGUGUGGAGCCAUGGUUACACAGAGGCCUCGGGCGUCAAGAACAAGCUGUGCGUCGCGGCCCUCUCAGUGAACAGUUUCUGUGGGAGUCGCGAGGCUCUGUACGGUGUGUUCGACGGGGACAGGAACGUGGAGGUGCCGUACCUUCUUCAGUGCACGAUGAACGACGUGUUGGCCGAAGAGCUUCACAAGACCAAGAGCGAAGAGGACUACAUGACCAACACCUUCCUCGUCAUGCAAAGGAAACUUGGAACCGCGGGCCAGAAGCUGGGUGGCUCGGCAGCUCUGUGUCACAUUCGCCACGAUCCCACUGACCCCGGUGGCUGCUUCACCCUCACAGCUGCCAACGUGGGCAAGUGCCAGGCCAUCCUGUGCCGUGACGGGAAGCCACUGUCGCUGUCCCUGCUUCACAAUGUGGGGCUGGAGGAGGAGUACCGCAGGGUCCGGCAGCACAGGGCCAUCAUCACAGAGGACAACAAGGUGAAUGGCGUGACCGAUUCUACGCGGAUCAUGGGCUACUCCUUCCUUUACCCAUCCGUCAUCCCUUGUCCCCACGUGCAGACCGUCACUCUCACAUCCCAGGAUGAGUUUUUCAUUCUGGGCAGCCGCGGCCUGUGGGACACCGUGUCCCCCACCGAGGCUGUAGAGGCCGUUCGAAACGUCCCCGACGGCCUGGCUGCUGCCAAGAAGCUGUGCACGCUGGCGCAGGGAUAUGGUUGCACAGACAGCCUCAGCGCGGUGGUGGUCCAGCUCAGUGUGAGCGAAGACUGCUGCUCCUGCUGCUGCUCUGAGCCCCCGCAGCCACCUCCCAGCCCCGGCUUGGGCGCCUACCCCUCGUCGACCUCGGCCAUCAAGGAGCGGCCCUCGGAUGGCUCCCUCCCUGUGCCCCCUUCCUCCUGCAGCGAAAUCAGCAGCGAGAUCAGUACCAGCGAGAUGAGCAGCGAGGUGGGUUCCACGGCCUCGUCCGAUGAGCCUCCGCAAAGCUCCUUGGUGCUGCUGCACGACCAGCCCAACCAUCCGCACCUCCACCUGCACCAUCAGGCCCACGCGCUGUCCUUACAGCAGCAGCAGCAGGUCCACACAGCCACUCAGCCCUGUCAGUACCUGUUCCCAAGCUCUGAGCUGCCCUCCGCCCGCAGCUGCUGUGCCCUCCACCCCGCCUGCUUGGCAGGCUCCUUCCAGAGGCAGCUAUCCAGUGCCACGUUCUCCAGCGCCCUGUCAGACAACGGGCUGGACAGUGAAGACGAGGAGCCCAUCGCGGGUGUCUUCUCUAACGGGAGCCGCGUGGAAGUAGAGGCGGAUGUCCACUGCCUCAAAGCAGAGCUCUCCUCCUCUUCACCACCCCAAACGUCGUUACCCUCGUCCGCCGGCCAGGAGCGCACCAUGUUGACUCUCCCCCCACCUCCUCCGCCUCCCCCUCCGUGCACCCCGGAGCCCCUGGAGGAAGGGGUCGACAUGAGCCUCGGCGAGGUGGAGAACGGGCUGGAGAGGGACGAGUCGUGGCAGGGAGUCGGGGAUGGAGGGAAGUCGGCAGGUAAGAGGAGGGUCAACGGGUCGGUGGCGCGCCAGGAAAAGAGCCACAACCUCAUCGAGGUGGCCGCCGAUGCGCCCUCGAGGAAACCUGGGGGCUACUUCACGGCCCCGGCCCAGCCCGACCCAGACGACCAGUUCAUCAUCCCCCCUGAGCUGGAGGAAGAGGUUAAGGAAAUCAUGAAGCAGCAUCAGCAGAAACAGCAGAAGCCGCCUGGGACCGAUCAGCCCAUGGACUACUACGACACCCCUCUCUGAACACCGACUACAGCCUCAUCUCCCUUCCAAGCGGCAGCAUGCACAGAAGCCUACAUAUCGACCCAACCGACUCCGAUCCUCCCCCCAAAUGUGGUCAUUUACAGAAUGAGAUUCCUCAAAGAGGCUGUCAAAUGCACAUGAAAGCCUUCCAGCUCGACACAGCCUUAUCCUGCACUGUAACUGCUCCUCCUGUUUUUACCUAAAGCAACUCAUAGAAUAAGAAAAACAAGCAAAUGAGCCCUUUAACGAUACUCGGCCCUCUUGAAAAGCGAAGGCCCCGUGGACACGGCUCCUGGUGUCCGCGGUCGUGCCCUUCUCAACGACUGGAACAUUCUUUCUUUUUUUUCUACCUUGAGACGACCGGCUGAGUAUGUAACCAACACUAAGUCUCUUUGCAAUAGCAUUAGCUCGCCACAACACUUGUUAAUAUUGACAACAAUUACAUGGUUUGUUUGUUUGUACCUUUGUUUGUUUUGUAAGAACUUACCAUAUCUUUUAAUGUGAAAGCAGAGAAGUUUGCUGAAAGAACUUUUUAAAAAACCAGAGACACAUAAUCUUUUUAUUAUCAGUGAACUAUGUGGAAUGGUACACUAGUAAUACCACUGUUGUAGAUAGGGCACUUAAAAAUACUGUAUUUCUUCAGUAAAUCAUGGCUCUUGGCCUGGAAAAUGGCAUAGAAAAUUUUUGUAGAAAUUUUGAAUACUAACUCCUAGGAGUUGCAUACUCUUUAUGGUGACUCCGUCACUUUUACUAAUCUUCUCUGAGAGAAAUGGUGAUUUUGUUUUUUUUGUUUUUUUUUCCUCCAAAUUAUUGUAAAUAAGAGAAAUGUUGUAUACUGACGCGUUUAGAGGAACUGCAUACCCGUCUGUCGGUGAAAGUUGUGAUGGUGGGGAGAGUUUUCAAGAGCUUUGCUGUUAUGGAGGUGUCACUCCCCUUUUAUCUUACAAAGUACUAGUCCCACGCACAUAUGAAACACACACACACAAAUCAUGUUUAUGUGCAAUUGCAGGUCAGACACCCCUGCAUCCCAUGCAAUAAACCAUCACUGUAUCUAAUGAACACUAAUAGACAGAUCUUUGCAUGCACACUUGCAUGCAUGCACAUACAGUACGCACGCACACACACACACAGAUACACACAAACAUAUACAUGGACGCCCACAGGUUUAUAUUAGUCCCAGCUCCGCUCCCUCCUACAGUAACUGUUAUCACCGGCAUGACUGUGUCAAGUUCAGUAAUACAAACAAAUAUAUCCACAUGGAAAAGUGACAACACAACAUGUUCCUGUCUUUGGUAUAAUAAAUUUUAAAUUUGUGAAUAUAA